Messenger RNA from Monascus purpureus, 1855 nucleotides. The record is from the annotation of a GenBank genome assembly. NCBI's taxonomy places the organism in Eukaryota, Fungi, Ascomycota, Eurotiomycetes, Eurotiales, Aspergillaceae.
AAUUUCUGUCACAAAAGCACGCCUGCAGGUUAAUUCAUUGGCAUUCGGACCGACCUGUUAAACGGAUACUUACGCCCGUGCAUGAUUGAUGGUCGCCGUCCGGAUCAUCUGAUGCAUAUUAAACCCAGAUUAAUCCCGCAACUGUCUUCCGCAAGCAUCACCUUUUCACUUCAUUCCUGCUAUCUUAUACAUACCUCGCAGUAGGAGUGAUCGACAAAAUGGCAGAGCCUAUUGGUAUGGCUUCUGGACUGCUCGCCCUGGCUACUUUUGCCCUUCAAUCUGGAAUCGCACUGUAUGAAACGGUCAAGAGUUUUCAUUCUCAUCCGAAACGCGUACGGGACCUAAUAGAAGAGCUUGAGGCUUUAUGCGGGGUUCUAGCUCCCCUUACGGAUCUAGUCAAUUCUACCGCUGAUGUGGACCUCUCUGCACCUGAACUUCCCUUACUGCGAUGUGGAAACGCCUGCAAAGAGUUCGAGGAGGAACUGAUAAAGUGUUCGUCGCGGUCCGGUGGCAAUCGGACGAGUUUUCGAGACUGGGCUAAGUUAAGGUACAUGAGUGACGACAUCGAUGGUUUCAGGCGAUUACUAGCCGGGUAUAAAUCAACUAUUAACAUUGCUCUCGCUGAUGCAAACCUCCGUCAAUCUGCCCUCACCGCUGAAAGCCUCGAAGUCCACAAAGAUCUCAUCGAAACCGCAAAAUCUGACCUCGAGGCUCAUCUGGAGAGCAUUGAUGGAAAGAUUGAACUUCUAUUCGCACAGACUGCGGCAAACACUGACUCGGAUACUUCGGAAAUGCAACUUCUAAAGGAAGAGCGGCUGAGCACGGAAAAAUGUCUCCAGAUCUGCGCCCAGUUGUCCGACCAUAUUAAUCAGAUUCAGCUCGUGACCCAGCGCAGUAGCGACUCCGCCGAAGCAGAUACUCCAGAUGCCUUAUCCGAAAGACUCACCAAUGAGGGUCUGGAAGAGUGCAAGACAAGUAUUACUCGUACGACCGCAAAGUUGGAAAGGCAUAUGCAAGAUAUAAUGAACCGAUUGUUGUCAAAAUCAAGGAGGGCUAUGACAAAUGAGGCGGAGUUUACGGAGCUCGCAAGAUUGCGCGAUGAAUGGGAGACAGUCCGCCAGUGCAUAGAUAUUUGCUCCAGAGCAGACAACCAUUUAAAGGAGAACAUCAGCAAAGUUGAAAAUUACGGAACUGGCGACGCGGUGCAAUUCAUGGUGUCGACUGGGAAGAAGACUAUCCAUGGUAAAAAUCGAGGGCUUGGAUGGAGAACGAGGCAGGUUGCAGGCCAUCUAAGUGAUGCCUCACUCCAGCAGAUAUCAAGGGACAUGACAAGUAUUAACUUGCAGUAUCCUGCAAAAGAGGGACCACCUUUGCCAGCCAAUACCCAUUCCGAUCCGGUUAAUGGAGUGGAAAGCGAACGUACUUCAGAAUUCAGGGAACGGUAUGGACAAGGUUUCAGGCUUCCAGCUAGCUUUUCUUCUUGCAUACCUACAUCUUCGACAAACUUAGCGGAGGUGAAGUUAAAUAGCCCCAGGGGGGAACUAUGAAAUUUAGGCUUCUUUGGUUCAAGCACGCCUCCUCCCAGCUAUCGGAAUUCCUUUUCUCCCCCUUCCCUCAUUCUGUGUCCAAGGUGGCGGAUACGAUCACAAAUGAUUUUGGUUUAACCAUAUUUUUUCUACCAAUUUGCGGAUUUUCUAGAGCUAUAUGAUAUAUGCGUUAGAAGUCACUGGAUGUCAUAUUGGCCUUGCUCUUCGUCUCUUUUUGCGGAAGAUGAGCCUCCGGAAAUAUUUCUCACGAGGAGAAUGUUCGGCACGCUUAGCAAAGUUCCCGUAGUGCCGUUGUUCUCUAGUGGUGG